AACCCGUAAAAAAAAAAAACAGCAUUGCUUUGAAAAAGGAUAUGUAUUUAUCGCUAUCAUACAACUUUAAAUAACAAUAAAUGGCGUUUUUGAUAUCCUUUAAGUCGGAAGCAUGUAGAGUAAUAGGUUAAAAGUCACAGCACUGGUUAAUAAUGGUAUAUAACAGGCUGUUAGCUGUCUUACUGUAAGCCUGGUGAAUAUUAAGGUGCCUUUUAAUAUUCAGCUCUGGUUCUGGUUCAGUUCUUCCUGUCUGUGAAUCCUUAAAGUCUCCACUUUGCCACCAGGGGCCACUUCAGCCAGUCUUCAGAGAAAAGAGAUCCUCUUUUCAUGUCUAUCUCCAUCUUACACUCUUUUCACACUUUUAUUUGACCUACAUGGCACAAUACCAGAUUUUUAUUGUUUAAUACGUGCCGUCUGCGGGCUUGCCAGUAACACGCCGCUCUAAAACAUUAAUUCGACUUCUCUUUCUCUCCAGUUUUGCAUAAUCAUGCAAAUGUGAUUCAUCCACUUGACUUGGAAAAUUAAAUGGGUUUGUGUGCAUGUCUCGGGCAGUUAAUCUAAAAUAUUUCACAUUGCCACACUAGAGCAUGUUUGAUCUCCUGUAAAUAAUUGAUCAUGACAUAUAAUGUAACGAGCACCCAAACAAACCCAAGAGCUAAUUUAAGAUUAUUAAGAUGGAAUUGAAGUCUUACACCAUUAUCUUAUGCUAUUUCAGCUCUCAAAAAAGCAGUCAGAGAAUGAAGACCUUGAAUAUAGAUAAAACUGAAAUGAUUAAUGAGCAAUAAUCUGAUAGCUUUUAAAACACAGUAGAAACUCGUUAAAACAGUGCAUUAAAAGAGAAAUGUAACAACCUAAGUGAAGCACAAGUUAUAAAGCUAUGAUUUUACGCAUUUAGUUUUGGGCAAUGUUUGCAAAUGUGUAUGUUUUAUCACAUUUGAACUGUGACGACUGACACACACAGGGCCAUAGAUGCAUUCUAUUAUUCGAUUUAUUGUUAUAUUUCUAUGGUUAUGACGCUGAAAGCACGCUUAUGUGGGGGUAGUUUGUGGGUGUGGGGUAUCUUCUCAUAUUACACUCUUUCCCGCGACAAAGCCCUCAGUCGCGCCAAAACCCCACCUGUGUCACUCACCUUUGUUCCUGCUCCAGCGUAUCACUAAACGCUGUCGGGAGACACUCGGCAAUUAUUUAAUGUCAAUUAAUCACAUGUGAUGAUUAAUUAAGUCCCCGCUGAGUUACUUGAAAACUUCAGGCGCGCCCGUAACAGCCGCAGGAGCAGAUCAAUGAAGAGCGCGCCAGCUGCCCCGCCAACAAACCCCCACGGGCUUGGUCAGAACGCGUCUCUGAUUGGCUGAGACGGCGGCUGCGAGGCAUUUCCUCCUCGCUCGGCCAAUCACCGUCGAUAGAUUUGCACAGCGGCGACGUGAUUGGCCGAGGGAAGGUGAAACUCUUCAGAGCGCCAGAAAACAAGCUUUAGCGGGUGAUUCUUACUCGCCUGACCAGAGACGCGGCUGAAAUAAGAAGAUUACCCGUUCAGAUCUUCUUAUUUAGACAGAAAAUAAUGUUCUUUUAAGAAGGAAAGGGAAGGAUCACAUUUGGGAUUCAUUUACGUUUUCAGGACGGAACUUAAAGAUGGAGAUGAAGUGUUUAACUUUAUUGGAUUUGCUUAGUGCGAGGACGCUAGUGAACAAGGCAGGCUCAGGUGACGCCGGCCACACGAAUGACCAAAAAGAGAACAUCUGCACGGACAGAAAAAAAAUGACGCCGCUGAAGUGCGAGUCUGUGAACGGACAUCGGAGAGUUUCCAGCCCGGAUGUCACCCAUAUAACCCCCAUCAAACACUCAGACAGGGGCCACCCGGAGCCCUGGACCCCGACGGCCAACCUGAAAAUGCUCAUCAGCGCCGCCAGCCCGGAUAUCCGCGACCGAGAGAUGAAGAAAACCCUCUUCAGACCCAUUGAAAACGAAGAGAAGGCUAUAGAGGAGGAGGAAGAGGAAGAACUCGACGACUCGGGUCAGUACGAAGCGCUGGACGAUUCUGAGAGGAGACCCAGCCGUAAGCAGAAGAGCUUGGGGCUUUUGUGUCAGAAAUUUCUGGCUUUGUACCCAGAUUACCCAGAAACCUCUGAAAGCAUUAAUAUUUCUCUGGAUGAGGUGGCCACACGCUUGGGCGUUGAGCGGCGGCGGAUCUACGACAUCGUGAACGUGCUGGAGUCUCUGAUGCUGGUGAGCAGGAUGGCUAAGAACCUGUACGUGUGGCACGGACGCUCGGCGCUGCCUCAGACCCUGCAGGACCUCCACCGGGCCGGUCGCGAGCAGGGCUACCAUCUCCAGAUGAACCAGGGAGGAGGAAGCGGCCUGCACGCCGCCCACCACAUGCAGAGCAUGCACGCAGCCUCCAGCAGAAGAAAGGAUAAAUCGCUCCGUAUCAUGAGCCAGAAGUUUGUCAUGCUGUUUCUGGUGUCCAGAUCUCAAACCGUUACCCUCGACACGGCUGCUAAGAUUUUGAUCGAAGAGGGCCAGGACGAGUCCAGCCACAGCAAGUAUAAAACUAAGGUGCGACGCUUGUAUGAUAUCGCUAACGUCCUGACCAGCCUGAACCUGAUCAAGAAACUUCACGUACGAGAGGAAAAGAGCCGUAAACCCAUCUUUAAAUGGAUCGGACCCGCAGAUUUCCACAGCGGCAGCAACGAUUCAGACGAUCUGAGAGUCUCGGCGGCUCAGAUCGGCCCCACCGGGGAACGGCGGGAGAAGAUGAUGCGUCACUCCUCCUUUCAGGUCGUCCCCGCACUUCCUGUCAAUCAAAGACUGAUAAGCUCCGCCCCCAGCACGCCUCACAGGCCUUCGACGGACGAGCCGGUGGAUUAUUCCAGGAAGAGCACCAGCGCUGUGUGUCGACUGAGGUUCGGAGACAACGCUCAGCCCAGUCCUGUAGCAUCGUCUGCUGGACCGGCUUCACUAGCGAUGCCUCUUCAGGCCGACGUGUCGUACGCAUCACUUCCCGUUUCCCAGUUUGCCCCUCACCCGCUAGCGUACCUGCCCGGUCUGCCGCAAACGCCCCUGCUCAUGCUGUACAGCGGACACGUGCCAGACGUCUCAGGUCACGGCGAGGGGCGUCUGAAGAAGAGAGAGAGACCACAGGAAGAGGAUGAGGAGCAGGCAGCUAAACGAAGCAAACGCUCUGCUUCCAUAGAAAGCGAAAUGGGUGAGACCGAGAGUCUGAGCUCCAGCACCAGAAGGUCUCCGGUCUGCUCUCGGGAAGGUUCCCCGUGGGACGAGGCCUCGUUCGGGUCGACGAAUGAGGAAGACGCGGGGGCCCCCGGCCCUAGGGACCCCCUGCUGUCCUCUCAUUACCUCUAUGUCCCUAACACAGCAGGUCUGAACGGUCUGAACUUCCUCGUGCCGGCGGGACACGGGCAGGGCGGCGUGCCGGCUGUGGCCAUGCCGUAUUUUCUGGUGCCUUCGCCGCUCAUAGCGGGUGCGACGCCCAGCUCCGGCGCCGAGGGGGCCGCCAGCAGCGGGCUGAGUUUCAGCGUGCCCACCGUGAUGUCGCCGGCUCGCUUUGUGAUGGCGGGAGGGGCGUUCGGUGUGCCGGAUACGCUGAGCAGCCCUGAGCAUCGUGGGCACAGAUUACCACAGGAAGCACGUGCACAAGAGAGCCCUCAGCCGGCUCAAACACAGACUCCUGUGACACCAAAGGAAGUGGCAGCGGGGUCCAAAUCCUUCUUCGAGACGCCUGGAGCCUUUGGGUCUCUCAGCACCCAACCGACGGCACGCAAAAGAGGCUCCGCCCAGAGGAGGCUGGACAUCGGACACGCCUCGGCCAAUUAAAUUAGCCGCCCCAUUUGCGUCAUUACUCUCCCGUGGCGCUAGAGUGCCAAAGCAGCAUUACACCCCAAAACCUGACUUGAAAUAUUUCGAAAUGACCAUUUCCUGUUCGGUAACUAGUGAACAUCAGAAAGGGCGGAUACUAGCGUGAUAUUGGAAAUAAUCUGUUACACUCGCUCUUGAGGCUGUUUAUGUUUUCUGAUAGUAUUUCGACAUCCUACCAGUGUAUUGCCUGAUUUUGUUUACCGUUACUAUUUAUUAAAAUGUUCCAGAGGCUAAAAUCAGCUUUAGCACUACGUAUUUAAAAAUGUAAAUGAGGUCUGGAUUGGAAAAGCCACACAGAUCUGCUCACAGGUCAGCGGUUUGUAGAAGCGCCUCAGAAACGUAAUGCAGAGGAUGAAUGAACUUCGAGCGCAUCUGGGACAAAGAAGAAAAUAAUGGUUGUAAUUUCUGACUCUGUCAAAUCUGUGAAACGAAGACAUACUUGAAUGACCGGUGAAUCACCGGAGCGAAGCAGAAAUAUCACAGUACUGUACUGUUUUGAGACAAAGUAUGUUUAUGUACGAACCGUUUUUAGCCUAGCAAUAAAUUAUUUGUUGGAAACAUCUGGAUUGACUUUUGCACCACAGUCCGUGACUGUACAGUAUUUAGAGUUAUUUUUACUGUACUGUAACUCGUAGCAUUGAAUAUUUUUUGUUGUUAUUUUUUUCGGUCAGAUGUUUAAAGCUGCACUGCUGAAUCUACGGUGCUUUUGUGUUUGUCACAUGUAUUUUCAAUCAUUUUAUGUAUGGACACAGGUGUCAUGCAUGUAUUGCGAAAUAAAUAUAUGCACAAUGUGA
Puntigrus tetrazona (Sumatra barb) is the source of this 4664-nucleotide messenger RNA. It is a transcript of the gene e2f7, whose product is annotated as E2F transcription factor 7. Gene Ontology annotation, cellular component: RNA polymerase II transcription regulator complex. Gene Ontology annotation, molecular function: RNA polymerase II cis-regulatory region sequence-specific DNA binding; DNA-binding transcription factor activity, RNA polymerase II-specific. Gene Ontology annotation, biological process: regulation of transcription by RNA polymerase II. The record is from RefSeq and is a predicted model, not a curated record. The transcript is spliced from 13 exons. NCBI's taxonomy places the organism in Eukaryota, Metazoa, Chordata, Actinopteri, Cypriniformes, Cyprinidae. Bases 1630 to 3828 code for a protein of 732 amino acids.